This is a messenger RNA of Penicillium egyptiacum, 294 nucleotides long. Lineage: Eukaryota; Fungi; Ascomycota; Eurotiomycetes; Eurotiales; Aspergillaceae. The record is from the annotation of a GenBank genome assembly.
AUGUCCUUCACUCCCAUUAACGAUAUACCCCAACUUAACGGGAAGAUAAUCCUCGUCACUGGAGCAAAUUCAGGUCUCGGUAAAGUCGCAGCGAUGGAAUUCUGUCGUCACCAGCCGGCUCAGGUCUGGCUCGCAGCUCGCGGUCUCGACAAGGCCCAAGCCGCUGCUGAUGAAAUCAAGCAGCAGCUCCCUCAUGCACCUAUUAAGGCGCUGGAGCUUGACAUGUCCUCAUUUGACUCCGUUAAAAAUGCUGCGAAAGCAUUCAUGUCUAGCUCCGAGCGGUUAGAUAUUUAA